Drosophila willistoni is the source of this 419-nucleotide messenger RNA. RefSeq lists its product as uncharacterized. NCBI's taxonomy places the organism in Eukaryota, Metazoa, Arthropoda, Insecta, Diptera, Drosophilidae. The coding region runs from base 1 to 360 and encodes 119 amino acids. The transcript is spliced from 2 exons. The record is from RefSeq and is a predicted model, not a curated record.
AUGUACUCGCUAUUCAGCUCCAAGGAGAAUGUGAAGUCACGCGAGGUGCUGCCAUGCGAUCCGGCUUCCCACAAACUGUUGAUAUGCAGCAACAGUUGCCGGACAGAUAAAAGUGGCAGCGACAGUGAUGGAGGCGGUGGCAACCGAUUAAAAAGAAACAUCAAACAUACCGGUAGCCUAAUUGUGCGUAAAUUUCGAGCCUCACGACAUGGAGGAGGAGAUGCAGGCAAAAAGGAUGCUAGAUCUACCAGUACAAACGAGUCGGCCGGCCCCAGUGGCAAUGCCAUGGAUAACGAUAACGAGAAACCAAACACCACACAGAAUACAACAACACCAAUGCUACGCACCACAACUCUCUAAUUAUAAUGGAACAUGGACAUAGCAUUGCAAAAAAACAGAAAGCAAAAAUUUAAUAAUUA